CCCGGAGCAUUCGGCCCUCCAGGUCUCCCAGGAAAGCCAGGGGAUCCUGGCCCUCCUGGAGCUCCAGGACAUCCAGGACCACCUGGCAGUCAAGGUGACAUGGGAGCUGAAGGGCCGAGAGGGUUCCCUGGCCCACCAGGUCUAAAAGGGUCAAGUGGUAUCGCUGGUGAAGCUGGUCCUCGCGGUCCGCCUGGAAUUCCCGGAGAACAGGGACCGCAGGGCUACCCAGGAGAGAAGGGGACUCGCGGAGAGAAAGGGGAGCAGGGCUUUAGGGGAUGGCUGGGACCAGCUGGUGAGAAAGGAGCGAAAGGAGCCAAGGGUAACCAAGGUGAGACUGGACUUCCCGGGCCUUUUGGGGUUCCUGGUAUGACGGGUCUGAGAGGAAUUCCGGGUGCCCCAGGACCCAGAGGCCCUCUGGGGGAGUUUGGAUUAAUUGGACCACCUGGACUUCCAGGGUUUAUGGGUGAGGCAGGAGUCCCUGGGCCAAAGGGUGUGGCAGGUGUGAAGGGCUCUGAGGGUGAGUUGGGGUUACCAGGAGGUAGAGGUCCCAGAGGUCCUCAGGGGCCUCAAGGUGUGAAUGGAAGAAGAGGAUUUAAAGGAACAAGAGGUCACCAGGGCCGUCCUGGAUUAGAUGGGCUUCCUGGUCCAAGGGGAAUGGCUGGCGAAGAUGGGCCACCUGGACCGAGUGGAAAGCCUGGUCAAGACGGACCAAGGGGAUUACCUGGAAUUCCUGGUGUCAGAGGCCCACAGGGUGACCCAGGCUCCAGAGCUGCAGAUGGUGCACAGGGAGACCCAGGAGAGAAAGGAGAUUGUGGUUAUCCUGGACCACCCGGAUUAAGAGGAUUCCCAGGACCCAGGGGGUCAGUGGGACUCCCUGGAAUUCCUGGUAACAAGGGUCGGGCUGGGUCCGCUGGACAUUAUGGUGAAGAUGGAGUCAUGGGCCUUCAGGGGCAACAAGGAGCUGUGGGACCCAAGGGUAACAGAGGAGCUGACGGCCCCAAAGGAAUAUAUGGAUCCAGAGGACACAGGGGACGCAUGGGUCAGCAAGGUUUAGUGGGAUUGCCUGGUUUAACAGGAUUUAAAGGCCAGCAAGGAAUACAGGGUCCUGAAGGAAAGUCUGGUACACAGGGCGAGUCUGGCUCUCCUGGUGAACCUGGGAUAAAAGGACCCCAAGGUUUUAGAGGGAUGAGAGGUGAUCGAGGAACAGAUGGAGCGACAGGACCUCCUGGCCCUCCAGGAUGCCCAGGAGCUGAUGGAAUUACCGGCCGAACAGGAGAAAGAGGUCCCACUGGUAAACCUGGACUCCCGGGACCGCAAGGACCUGUAGGCAUGUAUGGUUUUCCAGGUCCUUGGGGAGAACGAGGAAGGCCAGGAUCAAGAGGAGCGAAGGGACAACAAGGAAAAAGGGGGUUCUUGGGACCAAAGGGGAAACAAGGUCCAAAGGGUCCACAGGGCAAACCUGGUGAGAGAGGAGCGCCUGGGUCACCAGGCAGAAGAGGUGAUCCAGGCCCCAAGGGGUUUAAUGGUUUUCCUGGUCCGCCGGGAAACACUGGUACCUAUGGUGUCAUAGGCAAGCUGGGGCCCCCAGGAGAUCAAGGACCACCUGGAGCAACAGGGAUCAUUGGGCCCCCUGGAUAUAAAGGAAGAGAAGGAGCCACUGGACCUGAGGGACUCUCUGGACAGAAGGGAGAAAAGGGUGAAACUGGUCCAUUGGGAGGUGUUGGUAUAGCAGGGCUGGAUGGUGAGCAGGGUGAUCGUGGGCAACUUGGAAUACCUGGGCCUAAAGGGACCAAGGGAGAACAAGGAGAUGAAGGGAUACCAGGUCCCCCAGGAGAGAGAGGAGAACCUGGAAUCAAGGGAGAAAGGGGGCCCAGAGGUGACUCAGGAGAUCUGGGACCAAAAGGAGAGAAGGGUGACAUCGGUGCAGUUGGCUCCUCCGGAACUUUUGGGCCCACUGGGACAGCAGGACAGCCGGGCGUUCGAGGCCUGAAGGGAGAAAAGGGAGAAGGAAACCUAAUGGGUGCUGUAGGUUUGAUUGGCAUCCCAGGUCCAGUAGGAGAUCGUGGACAAGCUGGUCUGAUGGGACUGCCUGGAUCCCCUGGAGAAGAUGGUGCCAAAGGAGAAAAGGGUGAAUUAGGACCCCUUGGAAUUUCUGGACCUAUUGGUGACACAGGAGCUGAGGGAUUAGCAGGUGAGAAAGGAGAUGCAGGAGAAUGUGGCAGUCCUGGGUCUGCUGGUCCAUCAGGUUCCAUGGGAUCAAAAGGUUCCCCAGGCCCCAAAGGUGAACUCGGACUUCAGGGAGUGAAGGGUGAGAGUGGUCCCAAGGGUGAACCAGGACCCAUGGGGCCAGAUGGAGUACCUGGAGAACGAGGUCCAACAGGGAAACCAGGAACGAAGGGUCCCACUGGUGAGCGAGGACCACAGGGUGAAGCCGGACAUCCAAGCAAAAUGGGUCCAAGAGGCCAGGAAGGCUCUGAAGGCAAAAAAGGGGUCAAAGGAGAAAAGGGUGAUAAUGGGCUUGAUGGAGUUCCAGGACACCCAGGGAAUCCAGGAAGAGAGGGCCUAAGGGGCGAGAGGGGACCAGCAGGACCAUCUGGAUCAAUUGGACCUCCUGGCAUUCCCGGAGCCAGACCUAAAAAAGGGGGUCAGGGGGUGAAAGGUCAGAAGGGGAAACCAGGACUUGAAGGCUUACCGGGAAUAUUGGGCCAGAAGGGUGAGCAGGGUCGCCUUGGACUUAAGGGUCUUAAAGGAUUUACAGGAAGCCCAGGAAGAAAAGGCAUUCGAGGACCACCAGGUCCCCCCGGUCCUCCUGGUCUGCCUGGCCCUUUGCUGAAGAUACCUGGAGAGGAUUUCCAGCUGAUGAUGAACAAAACCCGUGGCUUGGAUUCCAGGAGCAUAUGGAAGGCUUUGGAAGCUUUAAAUAUGGAGAUCCGGCAUAUAGUGGCCCCACCCACUGGAACCAAGGCCAACCCUGCCACGACCUGCAAGGAACUACAACUGUGUCAGCCCCAGCUCCGUGAUGGUUUCUAUUACAUUGACCCCAAUCAGGGCUGUCCCUAUGAUGCUCUUCUGGUGUUCUGCAAUUUUACAGCUGACGGAGCUACGUGUUUGCCAACCAAGGAGAAUGAGGUACCUCCAAAAGGAUGGUUCAAAGAAUAUUCAAAGAAAAGUACAUACCAAUGGUUCAGCUCUACUGAGGGAGGAUUCUUGUUUGAAUAUCCUGGAGUGAAUAUUGUACAGCUUCGUUUGUUAAAACUUCACAGUACAUAUGCCAGCCAAAAAAUAACCUACAAGUGUAAUCCAGGCCUUAAUUCAUUCAGAAAAGACCACAGGACUAUUCAGUUCAUGGGGGACAAUCGAAAGAAAAUAUACAAUGGAUACAAAGGAUUCACAAUCAACUCUGAUGGAUGCUUGUUGAAUGACUCUGGGCCUCACACAGUUGAGUUUGAAGUCACUACCAAUGAAGUUGACCUACUCCCUCUGAGGGAUUUGGCAGUGUUUAAUAAUGGUGCAGAAACUCAGGAAUUUGGCUUUUCUAUUGGCCAAGUGUGUUUUUAUUAAUCAGUCCAGCCUCGGGGAAGCCGUUUCAGUUCAUGAAACCUGAGUCAACCAACCUUGGUGGUGCAGGAAACCCUGGCAUUGCAGGAAAAGCACUUUUUUCCAAUGGCAAUUUUGUAAAGAUUUUGGUUAUCUCUCUGAGGUCUUGAUGAAUAUUUUGGACUAACUCCCUACUGAAUGGCCAAAUGUUGUUUACAUUAACAGUGCAACUCGAAAACAUUCGCUGGCAACUUUUUCAGCCAUUGCCACCAACCCGUGUGUUGAACUGUGCUGUUUAAUGGUCAAAGAUGGAUUACGGUGUGUCCCCGUGUUCAAUUCUGCACUUAAAAUGAACUUUUCAAGACCAGUUUACAGAGCGUUGAUCUGGCAGUUUACAAAGGAGCUUAUGUAUAUUGAGCUGUUUGGAAACAGUUGAAUAAAACCAUUGCUAUUUGUCAGUACUUUACCAUUUAUACUUCACCUAAACUUUAACUUCCCAGAUGUUAAAUGUCGGGGUCUCAAAAUCAUUUCCAUGUUUCAUCCUGAACCAUCAGAGCUUUGUUCUUAAGCAGUAGCUGUGAUGCCACAGGGAAUUUCCAUGUACCUACUGAACCAUUGUCUCAAUUUUGUUGGUGGAUUUGAUACAGUUUUCCAAAGUUCAGAAUAAGACAGCCGAACUAUUUCAGUGGUGACGUAACUACUGGAAUUAAAUGAUGCAAUGAUGUUUUCUGGUACACAUUCAUAGAUAAUUCAUCCUUUUUUUCCUGUUCGGAAGGCAUUCUAUUGAAAAGUAUUUCAUGUAUACAGCACAUUGUACAGUUGAUCUGUAGUGAGCAUGAAGAAUCUUCCAAGAGAGAAUGAUCUUGUUAUUUUUGUCAUUGACUAUGUUGUAAAAGCUGAUCGAUCUGACUUGCCCAUGUUGUGGGUAUCUUCUGCAUACUCAGUGUAGCAUUAUGAACGAAAUCUCUGUUGUCAUUGCAUUUCAAGACAAAAAGAUAACCCGACUGAUGCUCAAACCCUUCUGUGGAAGAAAGACAACAUUGUGCACAAAGCCUUCGCUAGCUUUGCGAUCUUUGCACAUUGGCAAACUUGUCUUAACUAAACGAGUCUUCAUUUUAAUCUUCUUGUUCUGUUUUGAUACCUAUAUGAUUUAUGCUUUUUUUGUACAUUAGGCACAUUUAGAGCUCCCUCUGUAAUAUUGAUCAUGUACAAUAGUCCAAAGAAUUGCUGGAAUUAAAACCAGACAGGCUACGCCAGAAUACUUAGCUGACAAAGGACAGCUGUUCUGUGUUUUUCAACAAAAACCACUGUAGCUCUUGUCAUUUUCCGUACCAUGCGUCCUGGUGCUUACACAAUGAUUCUAAAUGAAAGUAAU
Molecule: messenger RNA, 4912 nt
Organism: Hypanus sabinus (Atlantic stingray)
Lineage: Eukaryota; Metazoa; Chordata; Chondrichthyes; Myliobatiformes; Dasyatidae
Product: collagen alpha-1(V) chain-like
Exons: 54
Coding region: 100-3561 (1153 amino acids)
Molecular function (GO): extracellular matrix structural constituent
Source: RefSeq, a predicted model, not a curated record